AUGGCUGAUAUACACGGCAUUUAUUUUUGGGACUUGAGCUCGCCGUGUGAGGUGGGAGCGAUUGAUGUGUUGAGUCGUACAAUGUAUACACGCGAGGAUGCCAAGGGAUCUGCGGACUCUUUGAGACUGGAAGAGAAUGUCGAUGAUAAAAAGUCAAAUGGAGGGAUGCAAGAUCUCAGAGCUCAGGCUCACAUGAUGAGCCUCGUUGUCCUGGUUCUAUAUCACGCUUUGAAAUGCAUUCAUCGCGUUCAUCAAGUGGCUGCUCUCGUCUACCAGUUGUGGUCAAAAUGUUCCAAAGCCUUAAUCCUCAGCCCGAGCAUGAGUCCCAAGGACUUCAGCAACAGUUUCAGCAAGCAUACAGCGACACGCAGCAAGUACUUUUCUGCGUUGUUGUCUGCGUUGUUGUCUGCCUUGUAG
Pyricularia oryzae 70-15 is the source of this 417-nucleotide messenger RNA. RefSeq lists its product as uncharacterized. The record is from RefSeq and is a predicted model, not a curated record. The coding region runs from base 1 to 417 and encodes 138 amino acids. Lineage: Eukaryota; Fungi; Ascomycota; Sordariomycetes; Magnaporthales; Pyriculariaceae. The transcript is spliced from 3 exons.